AUGCAUUUCAAAAUUUACUUGUUAAGCUGGGCGCUUGGGCUCAGCAUAUGUUGUUGCCCUGUCGGCUAUUAUACUGUACGGGACAAUCCGGCUUGUUUCACUUUUUUGAGAGCCAAAAAUUUCGAAGAUGGUGUGGAGAAAUGCCGGAACGCCAGCGGCAUCCCCUACAAAAUCCCAAACAUCUUCGUCAAUAAAAAUCUAUACUUGUGGUCGAAUUCGUCGACGAGAGUGAUUGCGGAUGAAUAUUAUCUGGGUAUCCGACGUCGGGAUGAAGUGUGGCUGUAUUGGGACGGGAGCCGAGUUGACUACUUACAUUGGGGACCAGCGACCUCAAAUCUCAAUCGUACAGUCGGGGCCCGGCAGGAGCCGCCGGACCACCGUGGGAACCCCCCGCUAUACGAAGAUGCAAAUGCCCGCCAUGGCCUA
Mesorhabditis spiculigera is the source of this 426-nucleotide messenger RNA. NCBI's taxonomy places the organism in Eukaryota, Metazoa, Nematoda, Chromadorea, Rhabditida, Rhabditidae. The record is from the annotation of a GenBank genome assembly.